Capsella rubella is the source of this 1679-nucleotide messenger RNA. Its product is annotated as protein IQ-DOMAIN 14. NCBI's taxonomy places the organism in Eukaryota, Viridiplantae, Streptophyta, Magnoliopsida, Brassicales, Brassicaceae. The transcript has 4 exons. The coding region runs from base 81 to 1544 and encodes 487 amino acids. The record is from RefSeq and is a predicted model, not a curated record. Gene Ontology annotation, molecular function: protein binding.
CGCUCUCUCUCUUUCUUGCUUGCUCGCUCUGCAAAAACUCCGGCGAGAAGAAACGUUGCCGUUUCAUUCGUCGAGUAAUAAUGGGAAAAGCUUCACGGUGGUUUAAGAAUCUAUUCGGUCUUAAGAAACCCGACCCGGGCUAUUAUUCGGAUCCAUCCUUUGAAACACCUUCUCGUUCUAAUCCAAAACGCCGAUGGAGCUUCGUCAAAUCCAAACGCGAAAAAGAAACCGCACCGCCCGUUCACGUUUCUCCUCAUCCUCCUUCGCUACCAAACUCGACGCCUCCACCGCCGUCUCACCACCAAUCGUCUCCGUCUCCGAGACGACGGAGGAAACAGAAGCUUAUAUGGGAAGACGAGGGAGGCGAAGAAUCGGAUAAGCACGCGAUUGCAGUGGCGGCCGCUACUGCUGCUGUUGCUGAGGCUGCCGUCGCCGCCGCUAAUGCCGCUGCUGCGGUCGUUAGGCUCACGAGCACGAGCGGAAGGUCGACGAGAAGUCCUGUCAAGGCGCGUUUUAGCGACGGAUUCAACGACGUGGCGGCAGCGCAUGCUAGCAAGUUCGACGGUUACGGCCGAGACGGUCGUGAAGAUCUUGCGGCGAUUAAGAUACAAUCAACGUUUCGAGGAUAUCUGGCAAGGAGAGCGUUAAGGGCACUCAAGGGUUUAGUCAGGCUUCAAGCGAUAGUUAGAGGCCAUAUCGAACGGAAGAGAAUGUCAGUCCAUCUGCGCAGGAUGCACGCUUUGGUUCGGGCUCAGUCUCGUGUCCGUGCCUCUCGUCUUAUUGUUACUCCUGAAUCUUCUUCUUCCCAAUCCAACAAUACCAAAUCUUCUCACUUCCAAAACCCCGGUCCACCAACGCCGGAAAAACUCGAGCAUUCAAUCUCUUCCCGCAGCUCCAAGCUUUCUCAUUCUCAUCUUUUAAAGAGGAUUGGUUCUAAGGCUAGCGACAACAACAGACUUUACCCUGCUUACAGAGAAACGUUCUCAGCCACGGAUGAAGAAGAAAAGAUCCUUCAGAUCGACAGGAAACACAUCAGUUCUUACACAAGACGCAUCAGACCAGACAUGUUUUACUCAUCCCACCUUGUCCUAGACAAUGCAGGCCGGUCUGAACCAGUUUAUGUCACGCCUUUUAGCCCGUCCUCGUCGCAUGAAGAGGUCACAAGCCAGUUUUGCACUGCAGAGAAUAGUCCUCAGUUAUACUCAGCGAUGUCUAGAAGCAAACGUAGUGCUUUCACAGCAAGUUCUAUAGCACCGAGCGAUUGCACAAAAAGCUGCUGUUACGGAGACCAUCCAAGCUACAUGGCUUGUACAGAGUCCUCUAGGGCUAAGGCCAGGUCCGCAAGUGCCCCGAAGUCCAGACCGCAGCUAUAUUACGAGCGUUCUUCGUCAAAACGGUUUGGAUUUGUCGAUUUGCCAUACUGUGGUGAUACAAAGUCAGGUCCCCAGAAAGGUUCUGCACUGCACACUAGUUUUAUGAACAAAGCUUAUCCUGGUUCAGGUCGGUUGGACCGUCUCGGGAUGCCAAUUGGGUAUAGGUACUGAGAAAUGUUGUUGAACCAGUUAACCUGGCUUUGUUGUAGAUCAGUGGAUUAAGCUUUUGCUGCUAAUUUGCUUGGUUUGUAGUUUGAAGUUAAGUGGAUUGAAUCUAAAUUGCAAAUAGGACUUGUUUAAUCAAAA